Molecule: messenger RNA, 1272 nt
Organism: Alnus glutinosa
Lineage: Eukaryota; Viridiplantae; Streptophyta; Magnoliopsida; Fagales; Betulaceae
Product: peroxisomal 2,4-dienoyl-CoA reductase [(3E)-enoyl-CoA-producing]
Exons: 5
Coding region: 57-1091 (344 amino acids)
Biological process (GO): fatty acid catabolic process
Molecular function (GO): 2,4-dienoyl-CoA reductase (NADPH) activity
Source: RefSeq, a predicted model, not a curated record
GCAAUCGCAAUGGCAAUCGAUUGAAUACAUCAUAAGCUAGCGAUCAUAGCCAUGGGAUGCUACACACGAAUUGCACGUGUGUAAGACACAUUGACAAACGCAGCCAGCCUCUGAGACACAGAGAGAGAGAGAGAGAGAGAGAGAGAGAGAUGGAUUCACCGUUCAAGGCAGAGAUACUGAAAGGGAAGGUGGCUCUAAUAACUGGAGGUGGCUCGGGAAUUGGGUUCGAGAUUUCAACGCAGUUUGGUAAACAUGGAGCUUCAAUUGCCAUCAUGGGUCGACGCAAGCAAGUUCUUGACUCUGCUGUCUCUGCUCUCCAUUCUCUUGGAAUUCCGGUGCUCUCUUUGUUUCCUACUUGUCUUAUACAUUUUGCAUUUCUGGAGGCUGUUGGCUUUGAGGGGGAUGUUCGCAAGCAGGAAGAUGCCAAAAAAGUUGUGGACUCAACCUUCAAUCACUUUGGCAGGCUUGACAUUCUUGUGAAUGCUGCAGCUGGAAAUUUUCUUGUGUCAGCAGAGGAUUUGUCUCCUAAUGGAUUUAGAACAGUUAUGGAUAUUGAUUCUGUUGGUACGUUUACAAUGUGCCACGAAGCACUUAAGUAUCUCAAGAAAGGUGGGCCAGGGAGAAGCUCAUCUGGUGGUGGAACAAUUUUGAGCAUUAGUGCUACUUUGCAUUACACUGCGGCUUGGUAUCAAAUUCAUGUAUCUGCAGCUAAGGCUGCUGUGGAUGCCACUACAAGAAACUUGGCACUUGAGUGGGGGACUGACUACGAUAUUAGAGUCAAUGGGAUUGCACCAGGUCCCAUUGGUGAUACUCCUGGCAUGAGUAAACUUGUUCCUGAUGAGAUAAAUAGCAAAGCAAGAGACUACAUGCCUUUGUAUAAACUAGGGGAGAAAUGGGAUAUCGCUAUGGCUGCUCUCUACCUUGUUUCAGAUGCAGGUAAAUACAUAAAUGGAACCACUAUUGCUGUUGAUGGAGGACUUUGGCUAAGCCGGCCUCGCCAUCUACCAAAGGAGGCAGUAAAGCAGCUUUCACGUGCAGUUGAAAAGAGGUCUAGACAGAAACCAGUGGGACUUCCAACCAGCAAGCUGUGAGCCCACAGGAUAAGAAUAUGGUCCUUUGUAGGCUUAUUGUUCCUCUACUUAGCAAAAUUAUAAUAAACUACACUCGAUGCCCUAUAUAAUAUUGAAAUAUUCUCAUCCUGUGUAAUUCAGUCUCGAGUUCCAGACUUGGUUCCAUUGUGGAUGAUAAAAGUUAUUUGCAAAUUCUUUGAAA